CGAAGCAUUAUAUCGUAAAGUAAGCAAAGAGAAUAAUACGAUUUCGAGAGGAAAAGUCGUAUAACCACAAAUAUGCUUUGUCUGGUGCAGUUUAACUGAAAUAUUCGGUGCUGAGCCGAUUGCAGGCCACAGGUGAGGAAACACGGAUGAAACCGCUGACAAAAAGUAAACAUUUCUUUAAUCGGCCCCUACCAGAUGUAAAUUAACUAAUAAUUUGCUCGGUAGUGCGUGACAAAGCCGAUUUUGUUCUAGCGUUGAAAUUCGGUAUAAUGCCGCCUUUAAAGUCGAUCGGUCUUGGUUUUUCACAUCAUACGAACGAGCACUGAAGCUCGGCACGAUGGCAGAACAAGUGAGAAAAACAUUUUCUCUGUUGUUCUUCUUUGCUAUCAUCGUCGCAAUAUGUCGAGCUGAUGACGUGUCCAAGAGCAAAACUAAUCAUUCUACUAUAGUUGAUCAUAACAAGAGUAAAAAUGCUUUACGGUAUGGCUAUGGAUCUGGUGCCAGCGCGGCGGCUGCUGCUGCAGCCGGUGGAUAUGGAGGGGUUGGUGGAGGUAUUCAAGGUGGUAUUGAAGGAGGGUUUGAAGCUGGCAUAGACGCCGGCGUGGAAGCUGCCGCUGGAGCAACCGCCAGUGCUGGUAUAGGUGGAAUGAUAUCAGGCGCCAUUGGUGGAUUAUUUGAAAGUAGUCUUAGUGGUGGCGUGCAAGCUGAAAUCGAAGGCGGAAUACAAGCAGGCGUUGAAGCUGGUGGGAGCGCUGGCGCUUAUGGCAUUGGCAAUUAUGGUGGUAAUGCUUACGGAGGAGCUGGCGCCACAGCUGCAGCUACUGCCGGAGCAGGUGGAGGCUACAGAACUGGUGGAGGUUAUUAUGGUGGAGCUGAUGCCAGUGCUGCGGCUGCUGCCGGGGCAGGAGGUGGUGGUUAUUUAGGUGGUGGCUUAUAUGGUGGAGCGGGCGCUAGUUCUGCAGCUGCUGCAGGAGCCGGAGGUGGAGGUUACUUGGGUGGGGGCUUUUAUGGUGGAGCUGAAGCCAGUGCCGCGGCUGCUGCCGCGGCAGGAGGCGGAGGUUAUUUAGGCGGAGGCUUAUAUGGGGGAGCUGAUGCCAGUGCUGCGGCUGCUGCCGCAGCGGGCGGUGGAGGUUAUUUAGGCGGAGGCUUAUAUGGGGGAGCUGAUGCCAGUGCUGCGGCUGCCGCCGCAGCGGGCGGUGGAGGUUAUUUAGGCGGAGGCUUAUAUGGUGGAGCUGAUGCCAGUGCUGCCGCUGCUGCUGCGGCAGGAGGUGGAGGUUACUUAGGUGGGGACUUUUAUGGUGGAGCUGAUGCUAGUGCUGCAGCUACUGCAGGAGCAGGAGGUGGAGGCUAUUUGGGUGGAGGUUAUUAUGGUGGAGCUGAUGCCAGUGCUGCAGCUGCUGCUGGGGCAGGUGGUGGUGGUUACUUAGGUGGAGGUUUAUAUGGUGGAGCAGGCGCUAGUUCUGCAGCUACCGCAGGAGCAGGAGGUGGAGGUUAUUUGGGUGGGAGCUUUUAUGGUGGGGCUGAUGCUAGUGCUGCGGCUGCGGCUGCUGCUGGGGCAGGAAGUGGAGGUUAUUUAGGUGGAGGCUUAUAUGGCGGAGCUGGCGCUAGUUCUGCAGCUGCUGCCGCGGCAGGUGGUGGGGGUUUAUAUGGCGGAGCGGGCGCUAGUUCGGCAGCAGCUGCUGGAGCUGGAGCAGCAGGUGGAGGUUAUUUAGGUGGAGGUUCAUAUGGCGGAGCUGCUAGUUCUGCAGCAGCUGCAGGGGCAGGAGGUGGUGGUAUAUAUGGUGGAGCGGGCGCCAGUUCUGCAGCUGCUGCCGGUGCUGGAGGUGGAGGUUAUCUGGGUGGUGGCGGCUUGUACGGUGGAUCCAGCGCCGGUGCGGCGUCAGCUGCUGCAGCUGGUGCUGGUGGGGUUGGAGGUUACCUUGGCGGCAGUAGCGCAGCUGGUGCAGCCGGCAGUGCUGGUGGCUACACUUACACAUAUGGUUUCAAGUAACAUGAAAAAUACGAAUAGUCAAAUAUGCAAUUUUCAAAUAUAGUUUUGGGACAAUUCAACCACCUGUUAUGGAAAGCAAACCACAAUUUUAGUUUAAAAAAUGGUAAUACUGCAUUGAAGUUGAACAUGUAUUUUUGUGUAGCAUUAUAAAUCUAUUAUUUGUAUUAACAGAAACUGGUAAUUUUACCAUGCGUGCAAAGUCUGUCCAUUGACCCGUACAGAUCGUCAAAUUGGUUGUAUUUUAUUAUACAUAAGUAUUUGUAUAAAUAUGUAUCCAUAUUAAAUAUGUAUAAUAUGUAUUUAAAAUAUUUCUUAUUAUUUUUGCAACAGUUAUUUAUUGUUUUAUUAUAUAUUAUAUAUAG
Molecule: messenger RNA, 2352 nt
Organism: Spodoptera frugiperda (fall armyworm)
Lineage: Eukaryota; Metazoa; Arthropoda; Insecta; Lepidoptera; Noctuidae
Product: spidroin-1-like
Exons: 5
Coding region: 338-1990 (550 amino acids)
Source: RefSeq, a predicted model, not a curated record